Fusarium redolens is the source of this 552-nucleotide messenger RNA. RefSeq names its product translation machinery-associated protein 16. The record is from RefSeq and is a predicted model, not a curated record. NCBI's taxonomy places the organism in Eukaryota, Fungi, Ascomycota, Sordariomycetes, Hypocreales, Nectriaceae. The transcript is spliced from 4 exons. Bases 1 to 552 code for a protein of 183 amino acids. Gene Ontology annotation, cellular component: nucleus.
AUGCCUACCACCCUUCACAAGACACGCAAGCAGAUUUCCAAAAAGAGAAAUGGUGUCAUUAAUGCUCUACAUGAAAAGUCCAGAGACUCAAUGCGCCUUCACAAAGCUGGUGUAAGAGAUCAGCGUAUCGAGAAACUUGCAGCUGCCAGGAGUAAAAAGGAACAACCUCUAGUCGACCGUGUUGCUUUCUUUCAACAAGCUCUACGCCUUAAAGACAGAGAUAACAAAGGCGCCCCGGAAAUUGAUGAGGUUCAGCGCAUGAUUCACACUUUCGUUCAUCAAUAUGAUGAAGAGUAUAAUGAAGCUAAGAAGGCCCGUCGCCCUGGCCGUCCUGCUAGUGUGAAAGAGGACCUUCUCAAAGCCAAAAUCAACAUACUGGAGGAAGAGUACAAGGGUGGUUUUGUUAUGCCUGAUCUCUUGGACAAUGCAAAUGUGAAUGCACUUCACCUUUGGGAAGGCUCCUGGUCAUAUCUCACUCAAUUGAAAUGGGUCAAGGUCAACAGUGAAGGCCAAGUCAGACCGACCAGCUUCCCAUCGGGCGGCACCAACUGA